Rana temporaria (common frog) is the source of this 450-nucleotide messenger RNA. RefSeq names its product sperm-associated antigen 8-like. Lineage: Eukaryota; Metazoa; Chordata; Amphibia; Anura; Ranidae. The record is from RefSeq and is a predicted model, not a curated record. The transcript is spliced from 3 exons. Gene Ontology annotation, cellular component: cytoplasm; nucleus. Gene Ontology annotation, biological process: positive regulation of transcription by RNA polymerase II. Bases 52 to 366 code for a protein of 104 amino acids. Gene Ontology annotation, molecular function: microtubule binding.
GUAUACAAUGUAUAUACUAUAUACUCCAUGAUAUAGAUAGAACUGAUAGACAUGUCGGGUUCUCUCAGUCAGGAAGUAGGAGAAACGCUGACAGUGGAGGAGAUCGGAGAGAUGGAAUCCACCACACAGAGAGAUUUCCUUGUUGAUGGUUUUGUGCCGCAGACACCACUUCCCACCAAGAGUCGGGAUUAUUGGACGGAUCCGGCUGUCACCUUCUGGACAGAGAACCUGCGCGGUGUCACGGGGGUAUCAGACGUCCGGAGCCGGGACACUCCCUUCAAAAAGAGUUCGGCUUUCUCUACCCCGAUAUCCCAGAAUCUGGACCAACCUGUUCCCUACAGCCUGGAGAAUUAUCCCAACAUGUGAGCGGCAUCCUCACCACCAGACAUCAUCAUCCUCACCAUGGACAUCAUCAUCCGCACCAUGGACAUCAUCAUCAUCCGCACCUUC